AAAGGAUCGAACGGGACUUCGCACCUUCACACCACAGAAAGCAGACAGCAGCGCGAGCAAGUCGAAGUCGUGCAGGCAGACAAAACAGAGCAACGGUGGUUAGGAAACGAAAACAAUGAAGUCGAUGUGCGAUUUUUUCGAAAGUUAGAGAAUAAUCAGAGUCGCAUAUUUGGCGAUAGUGUGCUUCAAGUGUUGCAUUACAGGAAAAGCAUUGUGAAAAAUACAUUUGUUUUCGUGUGAACAAUCGGGAAAUGAUGUAGAAUCGGUUCUCUGUCGGAAGGAGCCUAAGAAUAUUCUGCAACAGGAGUAACUGGAGCGGGACAGAAGGAAUAUAUUUAGGACUUGACAACAUUCGAAUGGGUUUCCCCGACACUUUCUACGGUGAUUUUUUUACGAUAUGAAAAAGGAGCGUUUGAAAGUGAAGCUACUAAAGGCUGGAUAACAUUUUUGCGUAUAGAACAGUCGUGAUGGUGAUUUUAGUUGUGCGGAAGUUAUAAUACCACUUUUCAAUCCAAGAUUAGCCAAACUAUCGGAGCGUGUCGAGCAGUGGCAUAAAUCCGUAUUUCACCAACGAUUACUGCUGGUUCGAUUUACUGGUUUCAGUUCGGAGCAAGGAAGGAGUGAUCGCAACGCAAAGAAAGAAACGAAAGAAAAAAAAAAUAACGGAGCAUCAAUAAAUAAAAGCGAUUGUGGAGGAAUUUUGCAGAAGGAAGUAAUCAUCGAGUACAGAGAAGCAACGACGCAAGCCAAUACCUAGAGUCUAGCCAAACAUGAAAGCUAUCGAGGCAAAAAUUGUCGUUUUGGGUUCUCAAGGUGUCGGCAAGACGAGCUUGGUGGUGAGAUAUGUUUCAAACGUGUACACAAAAGAAAUUUCACCGACGAUAGGUGCGUCAUUCUUCACAUGCAAAGUCAAUCUAGAAGAUUUCAAAGUCAAAAUGCAGGUAUGGGAUACAGCAGGGCAGGAACGAUUCAAAGCGAUGGCGCCUCUAUACUAUAGGAAUGCAAAUGCAGCACUGUUGGUAUUCGACCUAACGCAGUAUAAUUCGUUUGUCGAAAUCAAAUCGUGGGUCCAAGAGCUUCAGCGAAAUGUGCAGGAACCGAUGGUACUCUCGCUAGUUGGCAACAAGCUCGACCUGGAAGAGAAACGGGCAGUUUCCCGGGAAGAAGCGGCGCUUUAUGCUACCUCGAUCGGUGGUAACUAUUUCGAAACUUCUGCCUUGCAAGACCAGGGAAUCGAGCAGGUGUUCAUUUCUAUUGCAGUAGGGUUAAUCAAACUAUCUGGUGAACAAAUUUGUCCUUCACUGAAACGGUAUGAAUCAUCUGAUUCGUUGGUGCUCUCCGGAUAUUCCAGUGGCAUGAAUGGCGUUGUUCAGAUGGGCAUUCCCGUAGAAUGUGAUAAUGUGCUAACAGACGGUACAGGUCGCUUGGAAACACCUUCGUGGAGCAGAGAACAUAUAGCGCAUGCAGACGAGCAACGUGCCGGUUGGUGUUGUUACUAAGUAAGGUUGGUUUUUACUGAACCGAUCACUUGACAAGACAGAGAGAUGACAGGAAACUAGAUUUUCCCUUGUGAUAACUGAGCUAUCUCCUGAACACAUACACUGAUUAUCGAGAAACCCAUCCUCUAUUAUGUAAGAUCGCAUAUAUUGUUGUACAUAACGCAUGAAAGGAGACAAACUUGCACAUAAGAAUAGCAAUUUAGCGCACUAGGAGCAUAAGCCAAAAGAUAGAGAGUUAUGUCGUUUAUUUCGGACGUAAGAAAUAAUUAAGGCUUUGUUUGUUGUAUUUCUUUAUACUUAAAGCGCACCUCAUGACAAAAGCUGAUCUCUCGGAAAGCAAUCAAAAGAUUAUGUACUUUUACGUAAACCGAUUUCGUAGACCAGUUGAAAAUCAACUCAUAUCACCGCAUCGAGUACUCGUUCAUAUAUUUAUAUUCAUAUAUUGUCAGGAGGAUCAAUUGCGAGCCAUAGCUAACAAUAUAUUAUAAAGCUACUUUGGACGCUUGUAAUAAAAUAUAUUUUGAAAAUU
Aedes aegypti (yellow fever mosquito) is the source of this 2028-nucleotide messenger RNA. RefSeq names its product ras-related protein Rab5 (gene RabX1). The transcript has 5 exons. The record is from RefSeq and is a predicted model, not a curated record. The coding region runs from base 771 to 1499 and encodes 242 amino acids. Gene Ontology annotation, molecular function: GTPase activity; GTP binding. NCBI's taxonomy places the organism in Eukaryota, Metazoa, Arthropoda, Insecta, Diptera, Culicidae.